AUGAAAUAUACAGAAUUCAUGAUUGCUAACCAACACAAUAAUGCAGCUGUUCCGUACAAUCUCAAUGCAGCGAAUCGGCAACAAAGACAGAUACAGAUAGUUGAUGCAAACACAUUGCAACCUUUAGCGGGAUCAGUGGUUAACGAAGGGUACAAACAUGAUGACGUUGCUGCUCACAGUACCCAAGUAGUGUAUGGAACUGCUGCUGCUACUAACUUUGCACCUAUAGUGGGCCAGAGUAUUCAGCUUGUCUCCUCAGUACCCAGUGCAGUGGAUUUAGCAAACAAUGCAUAUGAAUCGUCAAUGGUUGUUCCUCAAGAGGCUUCACAAACAGGUGUGGAUAUUGAGCCUAUCGAUUUGGAGGAGGUUCAGAAAAUUCAGGCUCGCAUGCCAGCUGCUGAUCCGAAUGCUCCCGUUGGUUCGAACAAAAAUCCUAUUAGGAUUAUACAACAAGGCAAUCAGUACAUAACUACACAAGAUGUAUCUGAUGAACAUUUGCAACAAAUCAUUCAAGUAUUAACAAACCAGGCGUUACUGUCAAGCAGUGGUUCUCGACCAAGUGCUAUUUAUAAUCGUCUCACAAAUCGCCGUAUUAUAUUCCGUGUAACGCGCGCAAAGCGUCGUCGUAACGGUAGUAAUGCUGAAUCAACUAGCCAUAGUAUCGAGCGGAAUAGGCCCAGCAUUACCAUUAAGAGCGAAAAGAAAAGCCGAGCAGGUAGACCUAUUGGGCGGAAGCGUAGGAAGCGUGGUUCGGAUGAGGAAGAUCCUGACUUUGAACCUGAGGUACCAGAAGAAGAAGUCCUGCCGUUCCCACUUAUUAGACGAACUUCUGCAUCUGGUCGUGUAUCGAAACCACCAAAACACUUGGUUAAAGAUUACAAACAUUUACGUUUAGAAGACUUAACAUCUAAACCGGAAUCAAGCGAAGAAGAUGAACAUUCAGAUGGAGGUUAUUCCGACUAUAUCAACGAUGGACUUUCUGAUGAGGGUUGGUCGGAGGAUGGAACUAACAAAAGUCUACGUUGGCCAUGUCCUCUAUGUACUAAAGUGUUUACUUCUCGUGCUGGAGUCGCCCGACAUCGCAGUAUCGCUCAUGGACCUAAUCGUGGCCGACCUCGGGGUCGCUGGGCUAAUCCCUACAUGGCCAGUGUUCGACGCAGAGCUAAAUUGAAAGAGGCUGUUUCUGAGGCUACUGAUGAUGAUUUGAUCGAAUUUGUUGCACCACGCUUGUGUAAACUAAUUAGUCCUUGGGAUCAUCUUCUUUUGCGUUCUGAACAUGGUAAUCCUCCUCUCCCUCAAGUUCCUCGUGUUGUUUUGGACUACUUGAGUUUAGUAGAACGUGCUCGGGCGUUCCUUUGCAACCAAUUGGAAGCGCGACCAACAAGCUGCAAAAAGUCAAAGAGGUUAAACGACGUGAAUUCCGACGAUCAGAAAGAUGGAGGUGAUAAUAGUGCAACAAUUGAAUCUGCAGUUAACAGUGAUGAACUUGGUGUACAGUCAAAAGAUAAAUCUGAAUCUCAGUCAAAUGGGAUUGGUGAUGAUGACAAUGAGGAAGACGAUGAUGAGGACGAUAAUGAUGAUGCGAUCAUAGUUAAGGUAGAUACAGAGGAACAGUCAGCGGCUUUAGGUUUAGCUUGUGGCAAAUAUAUUGUUAAAGAACCUUUAUGUGAAGAAUAUCUACCUAGACGUUUCCGUUCAAUCUUGGCAGCUCAACGAGCUAAUGCAGCUGCAGCAGCUGCUUCUGAUUCGGAUAAAGACAGUGUUGGACAACACUCGAAACAUGCAGUCGUUGCAAUGGAAACAGCUGAGGACGACGAGGUGGACGCAACUUUGCGCAGUGACAUUGCUUCUACAGAGGAUUCAGUUCAGCAAUUUAGAGACGCUGCCAACUCAAAUCAAACUGCUGAUAGCCAAUCUCAGAACAUAGUGUCUUUGGGCGAGGAGUUGCUUCUCCUUCCUGAAGGAGGUUUAGGCUGUCCUGUACCUGACGAAUGGCUCGCCAGUGGUGCUUUUCUUACAGUCUUGACUGAAAAUGGUCAAACCAGUGAUCUAGUCAUGGAGGCUGCAACUGGUCGUUUGUUCCAUCGUCCCACAGGCCAUCUAGUCAGUCUAGCUGAUUCUCAGCAAACAAAUCAGUCUAGUGAAGUCAAUGAAUUCCAAAGUGAAACUUAUGAAUAUGCAACGAAUGUUGAUGAAAAACAAAAACCUACAACUAUGUCGACAUCUAAACAGUUUACUUCGGAAAAACGUAAGAGUGCAUCAACAAAGUCUAAAACUUCAUUAAAAUCACGAGGAAAUGAAGAACCUGAAAUCAGCAACGAUGUUAUUUCUCAACAAGAACAAAUUCUCGCUCAACUUGCUGAAAAUGGGGAUGUUAUUGAUCUGAAUACACUUUUCCCAGGAGUAUCUGUUACAGAAGUAUCACCUGGUGUUUGCUUGGUUACUAAACCGAAUGGAGAUCGUUUUAAUGUUGAGCAUGGCGGCGAAGGCUUAACGCUGGAAACACUUCAAGCCAUCUUACAGAUGGAUGCCUAG
Messenger RNA from Heterobilharzia americana, 2535 nucleotides. The record is from the annotation of a GenBank genome assembly. Lineage: Eukaryota; Metazoa; Platyhelminthes; Trematoda; Strigeidida; Schistosomatidae.